CCGAUUAGUUUGCAUCGCGUUUGCAUUUGUAAAAUGUUGGUUGCUGACUCUGUUUUGGAAUUUUAAUUUGUUGUUCCAUGCUGUAAUUUGUACAAACUGGGACGUGUUUUUUUCCGAGGAUGGGAGACAAAGGAUUCUCAGCGCUGCGGCCGAUUUUCUGCUUUGCUUCCUUUAUUGUAGCGCUGCACUUCGUUAACGGAGACCUGAGUUAUUCUAUUCCAGAAGAGAUGAAACGCCAGUCUGUUAUUGGGAAUAUAGCCAAAGAUCUCGGUCUUGAUCUGAGGACCUUAUCUUCCCGAAAGGCCCGUGUUGAUUCUGAGGGGACUCGUAAACGGUACUGUGAUAUUAAUCUGAGUACUGGAGAUUUGGUCACAUCGGAGAGAAUGGACAGAGAAAGCCUUUGUGGCAAGAAACCCUCGUGCGUUGUGAAAGCAGAUCUGGUGUUAGAAAACCCCCUGGAGCUUCAUCGUGUUAGUCUUCAUAUUCAAGAUGUAAAUGACAACUCGCCAACGUUCAAAAAACAAUUGAUUGAAAUGGAAAUAGGCGAGUCAGCCGACAAGGGUAACCGGUUUUCAAUCGAGAAAGCCCAUGACGCAGAUGUAGGUCAAAAUGCUGUUCAGAGGUACAGUUUGCAAAAUAACGACAACUUCAUUCUCGCUGUUGACAGUAAUAAGGUUGAACUUGUGCUUGAGAAUACACUUGAUAGAGAAAAGCUAAAUGAAAUUAAUUUGCUCCUCACAGCUUUAGAUGGAGGCUCUCCUCAGAGAUCAGGUACUGUAGUCAUACACGUCACUGUGCUGGAUGCUAAUGAUAACGCCCCAGUGUUUAGCCAGGCCGUCUAUAAAGCCAGUCUGCCUGAAAACACUCCUCCAGAUACCAUAGUGAUUAAAGUUAGUGCUACUGACGCAGAUGAAGGUUUCAAUGGAGAUGUAAAGUAUGAUUUUGGCCACGGAUCUAGUGACGACGUAAAUGCAUUUUCUAUUGAUCCUAAAACUGGAGAAAUUAAAGUUAGUGGUGAAAUUGACUUUCAAGAAACGAGUUUGUUUGAAAUAAGCGUGGAAGCUAAGGACAGUUUAGGUCUAACCUCGUACGCCACAGUUAUAAUAGAUGUUACUGAUAUGAAUGAUAACGCCCCUGUAAUAUACCUAAAAUCCCUGACUAACCCCAUACCUGAGAACGUGUCACCUGGUGCAGAGGUGGGCAUAAUUAACGUGCAGGAUAGAGACUCUGAGACUAACGGACAGGUCCGCUGCUCCAUUCAACAAAACGUCCCUUUUGAGUUGGUUCCUUCUAUUAAAAACUAUUAUUCUCUGGUGACCACAGGACAACUGGACCGUGAACUAGUGUCUGAUUACAACAUUACAAUCACUGCCACUGACGAGGGCUCUCCCCCUCUGUCUUCCUCUAAAACUGUUCAGCUAUCUGUAGCAGACAUCAACGACAACCCACCUGUGUUUGAGGAGCAGUCCUACAGCGCAUAUGUGACUGAAAACAACAAACCUGGCUCCACUUUAUGUUCCGUUAUUGCUCGAGACCCCGACUGGAGACAAAACGGUACCGUGAUUUACUCUCUGUUACCCGGUGAGGUGAACGGUGCCCCGGUGUCCUCCUAUCUGUCUGUUAACGGAGACACGGGGGUGAUCCACGCUGUGAGGUCGUUUGAUUAUGAACAGUUCAGGAGUUUUAAAGUCCACGUGAUGGCCAGAGACAACGGUUCUCCUCCGCUCAGCAGCAACGUGACCGUCAGUGUGUUCAUAUCGGAUGUGAAUGACAACUCUCCUCAGAUACUGUACCCCGCCCCGGAGGGCAACUCCUUCAUGACCGAGCUGGUCCCCAAAGCUGCACACGGAGGCUCUCUGGUGUCCAAAGUGAUCGCGGUGGACGCGGACUCCGGACAGAACGCAUGGCUGUCCUAUCAUAUAGUCAAAUCCACUGAUCCGGGACUUUUCACUAUUGGUCUCCACAGCGGAGAGAUCAGGACACAGCGGGACAUUUCUGAGUCUGACAGCAUGAAACAGAACCUUGUUGUGUCAGUGAAAGAUAACGGACAGCCCUCUCUCUCUGCCACCUGCUCCAUGUAUUUACUUAUCUCUGAUAACUUGGCUGAGGUGCCAGAACUGAAGGACAUUUCUUACGAUGAGAAGAACUCCAAACUGACCUCUUAUCUGAUCAUCGCGCUGGUGUCAGUGUCCACCUUUUUCCUCACCUUCAUCAUCAUCAUCAUCCUGGGUGUGAGGUUUUGUCGCAGGAGAAAGCCCAGACUGUUGUUUGAUGGAGCAGUCGCCAUCCCCAGCGCUUAUCUCCCUCCUAAUUACAUAGAUGUUGACGGAACAGGAACUUUACGCAGCUCUUACAAUUAUGACGCCUACCUGACAACAGGUUCCAGAACCAGUGACUUUAAGUUCGUGUCAUCAUACAAUGACAACACACUGCCUGCUGACCAGACUCUGAGGAAAAGCCCUUCAGACUUUGCUGAAGUGUUUGGAGACUGUGAUUCUUCUCCUGAGGUAGGAACCUUCCUGUGUCUUUGUCAUAUUGAUGUAUAUUUGGACGUAAUUUUAAUUAUAAUCUGGAUAAUACGCUGGACAUUAACACGACGCGACAACUGGUUUUGUGUCAGGAUGGGAGACAAAGGAUGUUCUGCACUGCGGUCGAUCUUCUGCUUUGCUUCCUUUAUUGUAGCGCUGCACUUCGUUAACGGAGACCUGAGCUAUUCUAUUCCAGAAGAGAUGAAACGCCAGUCUGUUAUUGGAAAUAUAGCUAAAGAUCUCGGUCUUGAUCUGAGGACCUUAUCUUCCCGAAAGGCCCGUGUUGAUUCUGAGGGGACUCGUAUACGGAACUGCGAUAUUAAUCUGAGUACUGGAGAUUUGGUCACAUCGGAGAGAAUGGACCGAGAAAGCCUUUGUGGCAAGAAACCCUCGUGUGUUGUGAAAGUAGAUCUGGUGUUAGAAAACCCCCUGGAGCUUCAUCGUGUUAGUAUCCAUAUUCAAGAUGUAAACGACAACUCGCCGAAAUUCAAAAAACACUCGAUUGAAAUGGAGAUAGGCGAGUCAGCUGAUAAGGGUUACCGCUUCUCUAUCGAGAAAGCCCAUGACGCAGAUAUAGGUCAAAAUGCUGUUCAGAGAUACAGUUUACAAAAAAAUGAAAACUUUAUUCUCGCUGUUGACAGUAACAAGGUUGAACUCGUACUAGAGAAUACACUUGAUCGUGAAAAACAACAAGAGAUCAAUUUGCUCCUCACAGCUUUAGAUGGAGGCUCUCCUCAGAGAUCAGGGACUGUAGUCAUACACGUCACUGUGCUGGAUGCUAAUGAUAACGCCCCAGUGUUUAGCCAGGCCGUCUAUAAAGCCAGUCUGGCUGAAAACUCUCCUCCAGAUACCAUAGUGAUUAAUGUUAGUGCUACUGACGCAGAUGAAGGAGUGAAUGGAGAUGUGACAUAUGAAUUAGGUCAUGUGUCUGACGAUGAUGUAAAUGCAUUUUCUAUUGAUUCUAAAACCGGAGAAAUCAGAGUAACUGGUGCGAUUGACUUUGAAGAUAUUAGUACUUUUGAAAUGAGCGUGGAGGCUAAGGACAGUUUAGGGUUAUCUUCUUACGCUAAAGUUAUAAUAGACGUUACUGAUAUGAAUGAUAAUGCUCCUGUAAUAUACCUGAAAUCCCUGACUAACCCCAUACCUGAGAACGUGUCACCUGGUGCAGAGGUGGGCAUCAUUAACGUGCAGGAUAGAGACUCUGAGACUAACGGACGGGUCCGCUGCUCCAUUCAACAAAACGUCCCUUUUAAGUUGGUUCCUUCUAUUAAAAACUAUUAUUCUCUGGUGUCCACAGGACAACUGGACCGUGAACUAGUGUCUGAUUACAACAUUACAAUCACUGCCACUGACGAGGGCUCUCCCCCUCUGUCCUCCUCUAAAACUGUUCAGUUAUCUGUAGCAGACAUCAACGACAACCCACCUGUGUUUGAGGAGCAGUCCUACAGCGCAUAUGUGACUGAAAACAACAAACCUGGCUCCACUUUAUGUUCCGUUACUGCUCGAGACCCCGACUGGAGACAAAACGGGACCGUGAUUUACUCUCUGUUACCCGGUGAGGUGAACGGUGCCCCGGUGUCCUCCUAUCUGUCUGUUAACGGAGACACGGGGGUGAUCCACGCUGUGAGGACGUUUGAUUAUGAACAGUUCAGGAGUUUUAAAGUGCACGUGAUGGCCAGAGACAACGGUUCUCCUCCGCUCAGCAGCAACGUGACCGUCAGUGUGUUCAUAUCGGAUGUGAAUGACAACUCUCCUCAGAUACUGUACCCCGCCCCGGAGGGCAACUCCUUCAUGACCGAGCUGGUCCCCAAAGCUGCACACGGAGGCUCUCUGGUGUCCAAAGUGAUCGCGGUGGACGCGGACUCCGGACAGAACGCCUGGCUGUCCUAUCAUAUAGUCAAAUCCACUGAUCCGGGACUUUUCACUAUUGGUCUCCACAGCGGAGAGAUCAGGACACAGCGGGACAUUUCUGAGUCUGACAGCAUGAAACAGAACCUUGUUGUGUCAGUGAAAGAUAACGGACAGCCCUCUCUCUCUGCCACCUGCUCCAUAUAUUUACUUAUCUCUGAUAACUUGGCUGAGGUGCCAGAGCUGAAGGAUAUUUCUUACGAUGAGAAGAACUCCAAACUGACCUCUUAUCUGAUCAUCGCGCUGGUGUCAGUGUCCACCUUUUUCCUCACCUUCAUCAUCAUCAUCCUGGGUGUGAGGUUUUGUCGCAGGAGAAAGCCCAGACUGUUGUUUGAUGGAGCAGUCGCCAUCCCCAGCGCUUAUCUCCCUCCUAAUUACGCAGAUGUUGACGGAACAGGAACUUUACGCAGCGCUUACAAUUAUGACGCCUACCUGACAACAGGUUCCAGAACCAGUGACUUUAAGUUCGUGUCAUCUUACAAUGACAACACACUGCCUGCUGACCAGACUCUGAGGAAAAGCCCUUCAGACUUUGCUGAAGUGUUUGGAGACUGUGAUUCUUCUCCUGAGGUAGGAACCUUCCUGUGUCUUUGUCAUAUUGAUGAUCUGCAGUUAAAGUGA
Molecule: messenger RNA, 5057 nt
Organism: Gymnodraco acuticeps
Lineage: Eukaryota; Metazoa; Chordata; Actinopteri; Perciformes; Bathydraconidae
Biological process (GO): homophilic cell-cell adhesion
Cellular component (GO): plasma membrane
Molecular function (GO): calcium ion binding
Source: RefSeq, a predicted model, not a curated record